Molecule: messenger RNA, 3252 nt
Organism: Recurvomyces mirabilis
Lineage: Eukaryota; Fungi; Ascomycota; Dothideomycetes; Mycosphaerellales; Teratosphaeriaceae
Exons: 1
Coding region: 1-3252 (1083 amino acids)
Cellular component (GO): catalytic step 2 spliceosome; intracellular anatomical structure
Molecular function (GO): helicase activity; RNA binding; ATP binding
Source: RefSeq, a predicted model, not a curated record
AUGGACGUCCGCACAUACGUAUCCGACAAUCUCAUCCAGCUGGUGGGCGUUAGCGAUGACAUCACCGUGGACUUUGUGCUUCAGACAGCCAAAACCGUGAAAAGCCCAUCUGCGCUACAGCAAAAGCUUGGCAGCAUUCUUGGUGAGGAUGCUGACCUGUCUCGUUUCAGUGGUGAAUUGUACGGCCGCAUCUCUGGAACCUCGAAUGGCAGCAACAGUAGCAAUGGAGCGCAGAGGAAGGAUGGCGGGGUCAAGAAGGCGCCGAAGAAGAAGUAUGCUAUGGUCGAGAUGGAGGUAGAGGAUGAGGCACCAGCUGUUGUCAAAGAUGAUACCGGGGAGCGAGAGCGAAAGCACAAGCAUAGAUCCGACCACGAGAGGAGAAGAUCGAAAAGUAGGGACAGAGAAAGGUCAAGCAAGAAGCCCAGACGGCGAGAUGGAGAGGACUUUGAAGAUCGAUGGGGAGACGAGGAGAUCGAGGAGGCUGAAGAGGAGGAGUUCGCUUCGCCUCCGGCUAAGCGUGCGCGUUUCGAGGAAGAUAGUGCCAAACGUGAUGGGAAACCUGCUUCGGAGCUGGAUGAGAAUGAGGAGGAGAGGGAUCGUCGAGAGAGGCAAGAAUUUGAGAAGCGACUACACAGCCGCGACAAGGACUCGACGAAGAAAGUCGCAGACGAUCGAUCGUCCAAGAACGAAGCAGCUGAUGCCGAGCGGAGAGCACAAGCUGGCAAGCUGUCAACGCGGGAGAUGAAGGACUUGAGGCUACGAUCGCGACAGGACUAUCUCAAAAAACGAUCUGCGCAAGAGCUUGUACUCCUGCGAAAACAGGUUGCGGACGAGGAGGAAGAGGAGCGAAAUAACCCGACCCUGUCGCAAGCAGAGAAGGAUGAGUUCGCUCGCAACAGAGAGGCCUUGCGACUCGCGGAGGAGCGAGAAGGCAUUGAUGACUAUGUGGACGGGUAUGCGAUGCCAGAGGACUAUAUCACAGAGAAGGGAAAGAUGGACAUGAAGCGGAAGCAGGACGCACUCUACCAACGAUAUGUCGAUCGAGACAACAGCGGUCGUGAACGGUUUGUCACGGAACACGAAGAGUGGGAGCGAGAGCAGCUGGACAAAACAAAGGCACAGAUCGUGGUCGCGGAUAGGAAGAACGAGCAGGAGUAUGAAUAUGUGUUCGACGAGGAGCAGCAAAUCCGGUGGGUGACUGACGCGACCAUGAAAGGCGGUAUGAGUGAGAUGAAGUCGCAAGAAGAACGUCUGGUGGCGCAGCAAAUGUUGGCUGCGGAACGGAAAGCGAAGACGAUCCAGGAGAAGCGUAAAACUCUGCCAGUCUACGCCUAUCGCGAUACUUUUCUGCAAGCCGUCAACGACUUCCAGAUCCUUAUAGUCGUGGGUGAGACUGGUAGCGGUAAGACUACUCAGCUCCCACAAUAUCUGUACGAGGCUGGGUAUUGUAAGGAUGGCAUGAAAGUGGGCUGCACGCAGCCACGUCGAGUCGCUGCCAUGAGUGUCGCAGCUCGUGUGGCAGAAGAAAUCGGCGUCAAGGUCGGUAAUGAAGUCGGCUAUGCGAUUCGUUUCGAGGAUGCGACUAGCGACAAGACGGCACUGAAAUAUAUGACGGACGGUAUGCUGCUGCGGGAGUUUUUGACGGAGCCCGAUCUAGGCGGCUACAGCUGUUUGAUGAUCGACGAGGCUCACGAGCGCACAUUACAUACCGACAUUCUUUUUGGCUUGGUCAAGGACAUUGCACGUGGCCGCAGUGACCUGAAAUUGUUGAUAUCGUCUGCUACGCUGGACGCACAAAAGUUCUCCGAGUUUUUCGACGAUGCGCCAAUCCUCAACAUCCCGGGACGAACUUACGAUGUCGAGAUGAACUACUCUUUGCAGCCGGAAGCGAAUUAUCUAUCGGCGGCCAUCACGACGGUCUUCCAGAUCCACCUCAGUCAGCCCAUGCCAGGCGAUAUCUUAGUAUUCCUUACUGGUCAAGACGAAAUCGAGCAGGCGGAGCAGUCUUUGACAGAGACUGCGCGGAAACUCGGCAGCGCUGCACCAGAGUUGAUGAUCUGUCCCAUCUAUGCCAAUCUGCCUACAGACCUACAACAGCGUAUCUUCGAGCCGACGCCGCCUAAAUGUCGUAAGGUGGUGCUGGCCACCAACAUUGCCGAAACCAGUUUGACAAUCGAUAACAUUGUGUAUGUCAUCGACCCUGGAUAUGUUAAGGAGAACCGAUACACGCCUGCGACAAACAUGGAAAGCCUGGUUGCGGUACCCAUUUCUCGAGCCUCCGCCAACCAGCGUGCGGGUCGUGCCGGUCGAACACAGCCCGGCAAAUGCUUUCGACUAUACACGAAGUGGGCAUACUACAACGACUUACCAGAAUCGACCACGCCAGAAAUCCAACGAACCAAUCUCAACAGCAUUGUUCUACUACUCAAGUCUCUCGGCAUCAACGACCUGAUCAACUUCGAUUUCAUGGACCCGCCUGCCCCAGACAUGCUGAUUCGCAGCUUAGAGCAGCUCUACGCUCUCGGAGCACUGAACGACAAAGGCGAGCUGACGAAAGUUGGUCGUCAAAUGGCCGAGUUUCCGACAGAUCCCAUGCUCGCCAAAGCAGUCCUAGCAGCAGACAAAGAAGGAUGUGUUGAGGAAGUCCUGUCCAUCAUAGCGAUGCUCGCCGAGGCAAGCGCCAUGUUCUAUCGUCCGAAAGAGAAGAAGCUCCAAGCCGACGCUGCACGAGCUCGAUUCACAGUGAAAGAAGGCGGCGAUCAUGCCACUUACCUCAACAUCUGGAACCAAUGGGUCGACUCCGACUUCUCAUACGUCUGGGCUCGAGAGAACUUCCUCCAGCAGCGUUCACUCACACGCGCACGAGAUGUCCGCGAUCAGUUGCUGAAGCUUUGUGAUCGCGUGGAAGUCACUCCUUCGUCCUGCGGCAGCUCAGAUCUCCCACCUAUCCAGCGCUCGAUCGCAGCCGGGUUCUUCCCAAAUGCUGCUCGAUUGCAGAAGGGGGGCGAUAGUUAUAGGACUGUGAAGAAUAAUCUGACGGUGCAUAUCCAUCCUAGCUCGGUGCUGAUGGAUGUCAAGCCGAAGUGGGUGCUUUUCUACGAGCUCGUGCUGACGAGUAAGGAGUUCAUGAGAUCUGUCAUGCCGUUGAAACCGGAGUGGUUGAUGGAAGUAGCGCCGCACUAUUACAAGGCGAAGGAUGUCGAAGCUUUGGGCGUGGACAGGAAGAUGCCCAAGGGUCUAGAAGGAAAAUGA